Messenger RNA from Dictyostelium discoideum AX4, 1203 nucleotides. It is a transcript of the gene trpS, whose product is annotated as tryptophanyl-tRNA synthetase. The record is from RefSeq and is a predicted model, not a curated record. Gene Ontology annotation, molecular function: aminoacyl-tRNA ligase activity; nucleotide binding; tryptophan-tRNA ligase activity. Gene Ontology annotation, cellular component: cytoplasm. Bases 1 to 1203 code for a protein of 400 amino acids. The transcript is spliced from 3 exons. Gene Ontology annotation, biological process: tRNA aminoacylation for protein translation; tryptophanyl-tRNA aminoacylation. NCBI's taxonomy places the organism in Eukaryota, Evosea, Eumycetozoa, Dictyosteliales, Dictyosteliaceae.
AUGACUGAAACAACACCAACAACAAACGAAACAAAAGAACAAGUUAUUACACCAUGGGAAGUUGAAGCAGCACCAGGUGGUAGUGUAGAUUAUAUGAAACUUGUUGAUCAAUUUGGUUCAACUGUUAUUAGUGAAGAACUCAUUGCUCGUUUUGAAAAAGUUACUGGUAAAAGAGCACAUCACUUUUUACGUAGAGGAAUCUUUUUCUCUCAUAGAGAUUUAAAAGAAAUUUUAGAUCAUCAUGAAUCAGGUAAAAAAUGGUUUUUAUAUACAGGUAGAGGACCAUCAAGUGGUAGUUUACAUUUUGGACAUUUAUUACCAUUUACAUUUACAAAAUAUCUUCAAGAUGCAUUCAAUGUACCAUUGGUAGUUCAAAUGACAAAUGAUGAAAAGUUUUUAUGGAAAGAUAUGACUUUAGAAGAAUCAAUUAAAUUUACUCAUAACAAUGUUAAAGAUAUCAUUGCAUUGGGUUUUGAUAUUCAAAAAACUUUUAUUUUUUCAAAUUUAGAAUAUAUUCAUCAUCUUUAUCCAAAUGUACUUAAAAUUGCAAGAUGUGUUAAUUUAAAUCAAAUUCAAAAUAUUUUUGGAUUUAAAGAAUCAGAUGCAAUUGGUAAAUUUACAUUUCCACCAGUUCAAGCAGCACCAUGUUUUCCAGAUUCAUUCCCACAUAUUUUCCCAUUGAAUGAUCCAGAGAUUAAGAAUAUUCGUUGUUUAAUUCCAUGUGCAAUUGAUCAAGAUCCAUACUUUAGAAUGACUCGUGAUAUUGCACAUAGAAUUGGUCAUCAAAAACCAGCACUUAUUCAUAGUAAAUUCUUCCCAGCACUUCAAGGUCACAAUACCAAAAUGAGUGCUUCAGAUACAAAUUCCGCAGUUUAUCUCUCUGAUACACCAGAUCAAGUUAAAGAUAAAAUUAAGAAACAUGCUUUCUCUGGUGGUGGUGCUACUAAAGAAGAACAAGAGAAAAAUGGUGCUGAUCUUUCAGUUGAUAUCACUUAUGAAUAUUUAACUUUUAUGUUGGAAGAUGAUGAACAAUUAAAAGAUAUCGCUCAUAGAUAUUCAACUGGUAAAAUGAUGACUGGUGAAAUUAAACAAAUUUUAAUUGAUCUUAUGAAUAAAAUUAUCAUUCGUCAUAAAGAAGCAAGAGCUAAAAUUACUGAUGAAGUUUUAUCAACUUUUAUGUCAAUUCGUAAAUUAAAUUUUUAA